ACCAGGCAGCGCUUCCGGUGUAGCCGCGUCACGUGACAGAUGACGUAACGUGCUGACUGGUGACAAGUCAACUCUGCUCCUCCUCGCCGCUUCAACCGCUCGCCAAGUAGUUUUUUGUUGACUUUCGCCUCUCGUCGCUCUCCGGACACCGACAUGGACAACAGCGGCAAAGAGAAGGAAGCCGCGGCUUUGGUGGCCGAGGCCGAAAAGAAGUUGAAAUCGUCGCACUCGUUUUUCGGAGCGCUUUUCGGAGGUUCCUCCAAGCUGGAAGAUGCCUGUGACAUGUACGUGAGGGCCGCCAACAUGUUCAAGAUGGCCAAGAACUGGUGUGCCGCAGGGAACGCCUUCUCCCAGGCGGCGCGUCUCCACCUCCAGAUGCAGAGCAAACACGACGCGGCGACCAACUUCGUGGAUGCCGGGAACGCCUUCAAGAAAGCAGAUCCACAAGAGGCCAUCAACUGUCUAAAUCGAGCCAUUGAGAUAUACACAGACAUGGGACGCUUCACCAUCGCGGCCAAACAUCACAUCUCCAUCGCUGAGGUCUACGAGACAGAGAUGGUGGACAUCGACAAGGCCAUCGCUCACUAUGAACAAGCAGCAGAUUAUUACAAAGGUGAAGAGUCCACCAGUUCUGCCAACAAGUGCCUUCUAAAGGUGGCCACCUACGCUGCUCAGCUGGAGCAGUACCCCAAGGCCAUCGAGAUCUACGAGCAGGUGGGCACUCACGCCAUGGACAGCACGCUGCUGAAAUACAGCGCCAAGGAUCACUUCUUCAAGGCGGUGCUGUGUCACUUCUGUGUCGACAUGCUGAACGCUAAACUGGCUGUGGGCAAGUACGAAGAAAUGUUCCCCGCCUUUUCCGACUCUCGAGAGUGUAAACUGUUGAAGAAACUUCUGGACGCGUAUGAAGAACAGAACGUGGACGCCUACACUGACUCGGUGAAGGAGUUCGACACCAUCUCGCGGCUGGACCAAUGGCUGACCACCAUGCUCCUGCGCAUCAAGAAGACCAUACAGGAGGAGGAGAGCGACCUGCGCUGAUUUCCCAACAUGCACCCUGUUGCUGCCUUCAGUCUUGACCUUCACUUCUUUUCUUCUCCUCUUUGGGCCCAGUCCCUCUAAUCUGCCCCUCCCCCAGUCCUGGUCCGCGUCUUGUUCAGGUUUUCCACAGCCACCAGAGACAGAAAAGACAGACCUUGUGUUCCUGACGUGAAGGACGGUUACUGCUGGUCUUGCUCUCAAAACCAAACAGGACCUGGUCCUGGUCCCGGUCCCUAAACCAAACAGGACCUGGUCUCUGAGCUCCUUUUUUCAGCUUUUGCCCAAAACCUCUACUUUCACUGGCAUGGGAGCCUCCACUCCUUGCACCGUGUUUGUUGUGUGCUCUUGUCGUCACCCAGCAGGUGCUGCUCCUGAUGCAGUACUUGACUAAUCCUGAAUUAUGUCCAAACUAGAUUCAUUGAUCUACACCACGGGUGUUAAACUUGUUUUUAUUGAGGGCCACAUUUCAGUUAUGGCUUGUAAAAAUAAAAGUAUUGGCCUCAUGA
Molecule: messenger RNA, 1547 nt
Organism: Entelurus aequoreus (snake pipefish)
Lineage: Eukaryota; Metazoa; Chordata; Actinopteri; Syngnathiformes; Syngnathidae
Gene: napab
Product: N-ethylmaleimide-sensitive factor attachment protein, alpha b
Exons: 11
Coding region: 154-1041 (295 amino acids)
Biological process (GO): regulation of synaptic vesicle priming; intracellular protein transport; SNARE complex disassembly
Cellular component (GO): terminal bouton; vacuolar membrane; synaptobrevin 2-SNAP-25-syntaxin-1a complex
Molecular function (GO): soluble NSF attachment protein activity; syntaxin binding
Source: RefSeq, a predicted model, not a curated record